Messenger RNA from Acanthamoeba castellanii str. Neff, 471 nucleotides. RefSeq lists its product as uncharacterized. NCBI's taxonomy places the organism in Eukaryota, Discosea, Longamoebia, Acanthamoebidae. The transcript has 4 exons. The coding region runs from base 1 to 471 and encodes 156 amino acids. The record is from RefSeq and is a predicted model, not a curated record.
AUGCUCAUGGUUGGCGGUGCCGCAUCUCCAUGGUACGCAGCCAGGCCCCUCUCUGUGGUCAUGCUCUUCUUAGCUGAGUCGGAGGGAUUGCGCGCGUUCCAGGAGUAUCUCGUGUUCCUCGACGGCCCCAGUUCAUGCUACUAUUCCGAAGGGGACAGCUGCAUGGGCAGCAACCUACGCCACAUGUUCUACCUGAUACUGUCCACUGUCAUUGCCUCCCACGUUCUCGUGGGGCUGCAGCUUGCGUUCGUGGCUAUCCACGCGCUGCCCUCGUUCAUGACCUCCAAGUGGCGCGAACGCCUGUGGUGGCCCAUGAUCGUCACCUCUGCAUUCGCCACUCUGAUGACCACAGCUUCCUGGGUGCUUCUCUAUCUCCACCCAUCAGCACUUGCUGCUGACUACGGCAACGGGGCGUGCGAGCAAGGGCGAGCUUACUACUGUUUCUUCAAUGCUUGGUAUUGUUUGGAGUAG